Arabidopsis arenosa is the source of this 1357-nucleotide messenger RNA. Lineage: Eukaryota; Viridiplantae; Streptophyta; Magnoliopsida; Brassicales; Brassicaceae. The record is from the annotation of a GenBank genome assembly.
ACACACUCUCUCUGAAUCAAUCCUCUUUCUUCUCAAAUCUUUCAAUUUUGAUCUCUAAGUUUCCAGAAAAUGAGCAACGAGAAGGACAAUUUCAAUGUCAGCGAUCUCACUGCUGCUCUUAAAGAUGAGGAUCGAGCUGGUCUUGUCAACGCUCUUAAGAACAAGUUGCAGAAUCUAGCUGGACAACAUUCUGAUGUGCUCGAGAAUCUGACUCCUAAAAUCAGAAGACGUGUUGAGGUUUUGCGGGAGAUUCAGGGCAAACAUGAUGAAAUAGAGACGAAAUUCCGCGAGGAGAGAGCUGCACUUGAAGCCAAGUAUCAAAAGUUAUAUCAGCCUUUGUAUACCAAGCGUUAUGAGAUUGUGAAUGGAGCUACUGAAGUUGAAGGGGCUCCAGAGGAUGCUAAGAUGGACCAUGGAGAUGAGAAAACUGCAGAAGAGAAAGGAGUCCCUAGUUUCUGGCUGACCGCUCUGAAAAACAAUGAUGUUAUAUCGGAGGAGAUCACAGAGCGUGAUGAAGGAGCCCUUAUAUAUCUUAAAGAUAUCAAGUGGUGCAAGAUUGAAGAACCAAAGGGAUUCAAACUUGAGUUUUUCUUCGACCAGAAUCCUUACUUCAAAAACACCCUAUUAACAAAGGCAUAUCAUAUGAUUGAUGAAGAUGAGCCUCUGCUUGAGAAGGCUAUUGGGACAGAGAUUGAUUGGUAUCCUGGAAAAUGCUUAACUCAGAAGAUUCUUAAGAAGAAGCCUAAGAAAGGUGCAAAGAAUGCCAAGCCAAUUACCAAAACUGAAGAUUGUGAAAGCUUCUUCAACUUCUUCAAUCCUCCCCAAGUUCCUGAUGAUGAUGAAGACAUUGACGAAGAAAGAGCCGAGGAACUUCAGAAUCUGAUGGAACAAGAUUAUGACAUUGGUUCUACAAUCCGGGAGAAGAUUAUACCUCAUGCUGUCUCAUGGUUUACUGGUGAGGCUAUUGAGGGAGAGGAGUUUGAAAUAGACAAUGACGAUGAAGAUGAUAUCGAUGAGGAUGAAGAUGAGGAUGAAGAAGAUGAAGACGAAGAUGAGGAAGAAGAAGACGACGAAGAUGAGGAGGAAGAAGUAAGCAAGACCAAAAAGAAGCCGUCAGUCUUACACAAGAAAGGAGGGAGACCUCAGCUUAACGAUGAUCAGCAAGGAGAGAGGCCUCCUGAAUGCAAGCAACAGUAGACGAAAUCGAAAAGUCGAAACGAAAAUCAGAAAAGGAAAAAAAAAAAUGUUUUGGGUUUUGAGUGAAGUUUCGUGGCCUGGUUUUUUGCUUCCAUGUAAGGCAAAUGUUUCGAGGACUGCUCAUAGGAGUUUCGCUGUAGGCAAAGAGUGACUAUUUUUG